Messenger RNA from Sphaerodactylus townsendi, 840 nucleotides. RefSeq names its product ER lumen protein-retaining receptor 2-like. Gene Ontology annotation, molecular function: ER lumen protein retrieval receptor activity. Gene Ontology annotation, biological process: endoplasmic reticulum to Golgi vesicle-mediated transport; protein retention in ER lumen. Gene Ontology annotation, cellular component: endoplasmic reticulum; cis-Golgi network; membrane. The transcript has 5 exons. Lineage: Eukaryota; Metazoa; Chordata; Lepidosauria; Squamata; Sphaerodactylidae. The record is from RefSeq and is a predicted model, not a curated record.
AUGCCAGCAACAGAGAUGGAAGAUAAGGCAGUGCCAGAGAUGUGCUACUUCUCCCUAGUCCUCCUUCACUGCUGCCUUGAACAUCUGCUGCCUCACCAGGCAGCCAUCUUCUGCCACUUGGCGGCCAUCAUCAUUCUGCUUCUCAAGAUCUGGAAGACCAGCUCGUGGCUCUUUGCACUGGUUUUCACAACUCAUUACCUGGAUCUCUUCACUUCAUUCACUUCAUUCUAUAACACUUUUAUGAAGCUUAUCUACAUUGCUUGCUCAUAUGCCACAGUCUACCUGAUCUACGUGAAAUUUAAGGCUACCUAUGGUGGCAACCACAAUACGUUCAGGGUGGAGAUUCUUGUGGUUCCAGUUGGUGGGUUGUCAUUCCUCAUCAAUCAUAGUUUCUCUCCUCUAGACAUCUUGUGGACCGUUUCCAUCUACCUGGAGUAGGUUGUUAUCUUCCCUCAGCUUUUCAAGAUCAGUAAAACUGGGGAAGCAGAGACCAUCGCCACCCAUUACCUUUUCCUUUUGGGGCUGUAUUGUACCUUGUGCCUUGUCAACUGGAUCUGGCACUACUCCUUUGAGGGAUUCUUCAACCUCAUAGCUAUUGUGGCUGGCGAGGUCCAGACCAUUCUGUACUGUGACUUCUUCUAUUUGUGUGUUACGAAGCUGUUAAGGGGGAAGAGGGUGACCGAUCUGCAGCAUGGCCUUUUUUUGGGUGGUUCCUUUUCACUGUCUGGAGAGCUGGUUGGAGCCCCCGUUAUGAAUAACCGAAGGAAUGUGGACAAGAUGCUCCCACCUAGCAGUGAAGUUUGUGCCAAAGUUUUCAGCACACAUCGCCUGAAGCUCUAA